Messenger RNA from Cynara cardunculus var. scolymus (artichoke), 624 nucleotides. RefSeq names its product zinc transporter 5-like. The record is from RefSeq and is a predicted model, not a curated record. Gene Ontology annotation, molecular function: zinc ion transmembrane transporter activity. Bases 46 to 624 code for a protein of 192 amino acids. Gene Ontology annotation, cellular component: plasma membrane. Lineage: Eukaryota; Viridiplantae; Streptophyta; Magnoliopsida; Asterales; Asteraceae. The transcript has a single exon. Gene Ontology annotation, biological process: zinc ion transmembrane transport.
AGUAAGAACACCCAUAAAAUCAUUACAUACUGAUUCCAAAAUCAAAUGGAAUUUCACAAUCCAUUAUUUGUUGCAUUCUUGCUAUUAAUCCUAAUAACCACCAAAGUUUUUGCCAAUUGCACUUGUGAACCACAAGAAAUCGCCGGCGAUAAUAACAAGGCUCUCAAGUACAAAUUGAUUGCACUUGCUUCAAUUCUCAUUGCCGGCGGCAUCGGCGUCUCUCUGCCUUUCGCCGGAAAGAUUUUUCCGGCCUUACGCCCUGAGAAGGACGGUUUCUUUGUGGUAAAAGCAUUCGCCGCCGGCGUGAUAUUGGCUACCGGUUUUAUUCAUAUACUUCCUCAAGCAUUCGAGAGUUUGACGUCGCCGUGUUUGAAAGAAGAGCAGUGGGCAAAAUUUCCUUUCACGGGGUUUGUAGCGAUGGUGGCCACCAUUGCAACGCUGUCGUUUGAGACUUUGUCGGCGGCGUACCAACUUAGGGAUCAGACGGCUGCGGCGGCGAAAGUGGUUGGAGAUGUUGAAGGUGAAGAAAUGGAUUGUGGGCUUGUGGAUGCUCACAUUCUUGUGGAUGAUUCGGGUUUGUCGGAAGUUCAUCGUUAUCGGAUUGUCUCACAGGUAAAUUAUUAA